CCGGCGGGGCGGGGGUUGCGGAGCGGCGGUUGCGGAGCGGGGCGGGCGGGGGAGGCGGCGGCCGCCCCUGAGGCCCCCGGCGACCGGAGCCGACCCGGGACCGGAUCCAUCCUCCCUGACCCGCCGGCCCCUCCGGAUCCUCACGGAACAAAGUUUGAUGCUGUAGGAGAGGAAAGGGAAAAAAAUGGGCCAUUGGGAGCAUCUCCCUGAGAAGAGCCAGCCCAGCCCAGCCCUGCCUCUUUGCCACUUGGAGAGGAAUUCUGCCUCGGAAGGGUUCUGGCAUUGGUGAUGAGCGAUGGGGUAUGAUGUAGCACGUUUUCAGGGGGAUGUUGAUGAAGACCUUAUAUGCCCCAUCUGCAGUGGGGUCCUGGAGGAGCCAGUUCAGGCUCCUCACUGCGAGCACGCCUUCUGCAAUGCCUGCAUCACCCAGUGGUUCUCCCAGCAGCAGACGUGUCCCGUGGAUCGCAGCGUGGUGACCGUCGCCCACCUCCGCCCGGUGCCGCGGAUCAUGCGGAACAUGCUCUCCAAGCUCCAGAUCACCUGUGACAACGCCGUCUUCGGCUGCACGGCCGUCGUGCGCCUCGACAACCUCAUGUCUCACCUCAGCGACUGCGAGCACAACCCCAAGCGCCCGGUCACCUGCGAGCAGGGAUGUGGCUUGGAAAUGCCCAAAGAUGAGCUGCCAAACCACAACUGCAUCAAGCACUUGAGAUCUGUGGUGCAGCAGCAGCAGACGAGGAUCGCUGAGCUGGAGAAGACCUCAGCAGAGCACAAGCACCAGCUGGCUGAGCAGAAACGGGACAUCCAGCUCCUGAAGGCGUACAUGCGCGCCAUCCGCAGCGUCAACCCCAACCUGCAGAACCUGGAGGAGACCAUCGAGUACAACGAGAUCCUGGAGUGGGUGAACUCCCUGCAGCCAGCCCGGGUGACACGGUGGGGGGGGAUGAUCUCCACGCCGGACGCGGUGCUGCAGGCGGUGAUCAAACGCUCGCUGGUGGAGAGCGGGUGCCCCACGUCCAUCAUCAACGAGCUGAUCGAGAACGCCCACGAGAGGAACUGGCCCCAGGGCCUGGCCACGCUGGAGACCCGGCAGAUGAACCGGCGCUACUACGAGAACUACGUGGCCAAACGCAUCCCCGGGAAGCAGGCGGUGGUGGUGAUGGCCUGUGAGAACCAGCACAUGGGGGAGGACAUGGUGCUGGAGCCAGGCCUGGUGAUGAUCUUUGCCCACGGAGUGGAGGAAAUCUAAAAAGGACCUUCCAGAGGAGAAGCCGCCGGGCACCGAGGGAAAGGGAAACGCGGAGAGCGUGGGGUCGGCUGGACUAAACUCUCCUGGUGUUCCCCCCCCGUGGCCCACCUGGGUUUUUCAGGGCACUGUUCCCUCCUGCCUCUUUGCUUCCUGGCUGAAAUGAUUAUAAAUUCCUCUGGUUAAGCCCACCCAAGCCCCGGCCCCCACGGGCAGCCCACGCUGCAGCCCCCCCGUGCACAUCGGUUUCCCCCGUUCUGUCUCUCCAGGAGAGAAGGAGCAGCCACCCCACACCUUCCCUGGACUUCUCCUCUGACCGUGGAUGGACCCCAAACCCUCUUUGGGUUUUCUCCCCCAUCUCCAAACCGUUCCAGGGGGGUGUCUCCCCCUCCUGCAGGCUGGGGAGGGGGCUCAGGGGAGUCUCACAAGUGGGGGCUGUAGGUGUUGCCCCCAGACCCUCCCUGAGCCCUGCUUGACCCUGCAGCGAGCCCCCCGUGUCCCCCCAGCCGGGGGGGGUGGCAUUGAGGACCCCUCCUUGCAGCCCCCACUCUCAGUGCAUGCCCCAGACCCCCUGGGGGAACCAGGUCCCUGCUCACAGCCCCCAGGGUCACCCCCUCUGCCAGGGUUUGGCUCCGUGACACUUGGCAUGGUGGGUCUGUGUUUUUGGGGGGUUCUUUUUUGUUUGUUUCUUUCUUUCUUGACUUCUUUUUUUGCCUUUUCUUCAUUUCCCUCUUGUAUUUUAUUCUUGCUGGACCGUGGCCGGGCGCCUCAGCACCCGCUGAUCUCACGUGUUGAGGACUUAAUUUAUUUGCCUUGGUUUAAUUGUUUU
Calypte anna (Anna's hummingbird) is the source of this 2075-nucleotide messenger RNA. It is a transcript of the gene RNF41, whose product is annotated as ring finger protein 41. Gene Ontology annotation, molecular function: ubiquitin protein ligase activity; zinc ion binding. Gene Ontology annotation, biological process: regulation of canonical NF-kappaB signal transduction; positive regulation of JNK cascade; protein K63-linked ubiquitination. The record is from RefSeq and is a predicted model, not a curated record. Lineage: Eukaryota; Metazoa; Chordata; Aves; Apodiformes; Trochilidae. The transcript has 7 exons. Gene Ontology annotation, cellular component: plasma membrane signaling receptor complex. The coding region runs from base 296 to 1249 and encodes 317 amino acids.